This is a messenger RNA of Aspergillus vadensis CBS 113365, 561 nucleotides long. RefSeq lists its product as uncharacterized. Lineage: Eukaryota; Fungi; Ascomycota; Eurotiomycetes; Eurotiales; Aspergillaceae. The transcript has 3 exons. The coding region runs from base 1 to 561 and encodes 186 amino acids. The record is from RefSeq and is a predicted model, not a curated record.
AUGUCCAAGAGACACUACCGGGCCUGGACUCCCAGCAAGGAACAGGACUAUCCAUCAUGGGUAGUAUACUAUCUCCAUCUAACCUGGCCGGAGAGGGCUCGGAAAUAUUCAAUCAAGUAUAAACCCAGAAUAAAAGAAUCUCUGUGGACCAAAUACCAGCUUCUGGAGAAAGACAUAAGACAGCACUGCUAUCCAAUAUGCAAGAUACCAUCGCGGCUCAGACACAAUCCAAGCCCUCUAAGAAUACGGAUGAUAAGGUUAUUAACCUCUACAUAUGUCGCCCUUCCGCAGAACCACGGUCAGACCGCACAGUUGAUUCAGGGUCCGAAAUCAACCGUCCAGUCCCUAGCUAAAUGUGCGCACCGUCGCGGGUUUAAGACACAUUGGGUUCAUAAAGCAUACCCCAUACAGUGGUUAAAGCAGUCCGAUGUAUUGACAAUCUUCUUUAUUGCAGGCAAUGAGAAAGACAAUGGAAUACCGUCGCGGUCGUUGAAUGCACCCUCCAAAAUCGAUCUGCUGUGGCAGUUAAUAUACCACGUCUCCGGUCGCACGAGGCAGUAA